Messenger RNA from Lolium rigidum, 1621 nucleotides. Its product is annotated as serine decarboxylase 1-like. NCBI's taxonomy places the organism in Eukaryota, Viridiplantae, Streptophyta, Magnoliopsida, Poales, Poaceae. Gene Ontology annotation, biological process: carboxylic acid metabolic process. Bases 1 to 1452 code for a protein of 483 amino acids. The transcript has 5 exons. The record is from RefSeq and is a predicted model, not a curated record. Gene Ontology annotation, molecular function: carboxy-lyase activity; pyridoxal phosphate binding.
AUGGUAGAGAAGUGCGGUAGCGAUGUAGGAGGAGAAAUAAUGGUGGUGGUAGCCCCAAUCGCCGGAGACCACCCCCACCAGCUUCUUGGUGUUGUUUCUUGCCCGGCGCCGGUUGAGGUACUCCUGCAGGUUGCACCAGAGUCCACGGCCGGCAAGCAGGUGGCCACACAGCGCCCGCUGGUGGAAGGCUUCGCCGUGCUGGAGCCGCCGGUGGACGCGGAGGUGGCGGCGGAGAGGGCAGACGACGUGGCGGCGCUGCUCGCCGCCUUCGGCAACCACCUCCACGAGAGGACCGCACACCACCUGGGGUACCCGUACAACUUGGAUUUCGAUUUUAGCGUCUUGGCGCAGUUCCAGAAUUUCUCCAUCAACAACCUUGGAGACCCUUUCAUCGAGAGCAACUAUGGUGUCCACUCCAGGCAGUUCGAGGUAGCUGUGCUCGACUGGUUUGCCCGCCUCUGGGACCUCCAGCAAGACGAGUAUUGGGGCUACAUCACUAACUGCGGCACUGAAGGAAACCUUCAUGGUCUGCUAGUCGGGAGAGAACUUUUUCCUGAUGGGAUUAUAUAUGCGUCUCACGAGUCACACUACUCUAUCUUCAAGGCAGCUAGGAUGUAUAGAGUUGAGUGUGUCAAGAUCGACACUCUUGUUUCCGGAGAGAUGAGUUGCAUAGAUUUUAAGUCCAAGUUACUACAAAAUCCCGGAAAGCCCGCGAUUGUCAAUGUGAACAUAGGGACUACAGUUAAGGGUGCAAUAGACGACCUUGACAAGAUUAUAAGAACGCUUGAAAAAUGUGGAUUCAAAGAUCGAUUCUACAUCCAUUGUGAUGGUGCUCUGGCUGGCCUUAUGAUGCCAUUUAUCAAACAUGCACCAAAGGUGACAUUUAAGAAGCCUAUCGGAAGCGUUAGUGUUUCCGGUCAUAAGUUCAUGGGAUGCCCAGUACCAUGUGGCGUGGUAAUAACAAGGCUGGAACAUGUGAAAGUGCUUUCUACCGACAUUGAAUACUUAUCAUCGAGAGAUGCAACGAUCAUGGGUAGCCGCAAUGGGCACGCACCUAUGUUCCUAUGGUACACACUAAACAAGAAGGGUUACAGAGGCAUCCGUAAAGAAGUCCAGAAGUGCCUGAGAAACGCUCAUUAUCUCGCAAACCGUCUCAAGGAUAUGGGAGUAAGUGCGUACCUUAAUGCGUUGAGCAACACCGUGGUGUUCGAGAGGCCAUGGGAUGAAGCAUUCGUGCACAAGUGGCAGCUUGCCUGCGAGGGGAGCAUCGCGCACGUGGUGGUGAUGCCCAAUGUCAGCGUAGAAAAGCUCGACGGCUUCGUGGAAGAGCUCGUCACUAAACGAAGCCCAUGGCAUGAAGGCAAAGAGUUUAGUGUACCAUGCAUUGCAAAAGACAUAGGGGUCGAAAAUUGCCUAUGCGGCCAGCAUAACAAGAAGUCAAGAAUUGCGUAAGGUUUUGAAAGGCUUGGAUAGCGACUAUCAAAUAGUUUUUAAUGUCAUAAAUGAUUGGUUUGGCUUUUGUAAAUUGGAACUUGAUGCAUGUCGGUCUCCAUCUUUUCGGCUGAACCAUCUAAGAAGGCGACAUGUGUUUAGCAAUGUGGUGUUGACUGUUGAUAGACUG